AUGGAGUGUACGAGAGUACUGCAAAUAGUAUCUUGGUCUCCGCAUUUAUACGUCGAGGGAUUGACCGACAUCACGUAUGCACAGAGUAAGCGGACCUCUCCGAUCGGCAUGGAAUCAAGCCUUGAAUUCUCCCGAGACAAGUUGUGGGCAAAAUACAGGCAGACCGCGGAAUUGUUGCGGGGCAACAUCGAAGAACUCUGGGCGAGCAAUUCAUCCAGGUCAAACUCUCAGCCCCUGCCCCUAAAAUCCUACCAGUGGGCUGUAAUGGACAUGGACCAUCCCAAUUGCGAAGCAAAGAAUCUUGUCGUUGUCAAAACCCUGGGUGUUCUGCCUGGUCAAACUGCUAUUACAAUUGACCGGCGCCCAUUAGGUUGGGACUAUCUCUUAGAAAUAUCAGAUAUUAUGGUUGAGAAUACCUUGGCCAUUGAUCCUAUGUGCAAGAGAGAGAAUGCUCCGAACGUGCUUGCUUCACGGGCUGGAGGUCAUUACGGCAGGCUGACGAUGGGGUUUCUUUCUAUCCACUUUGAGCUGGUCCAGGCUGACCGCAUUUGCCCGGCUGGUGAGAAUAAGUCCUACCCAGUGGACAAAUCAGAUCAGUCGCUGAGCGCUCAGUCAGUGCAGCAGAGCAGUCAUUCGCUGCACGAGCACCCCCGCCGAAUAUACUCCACCGAGUGGGAACUGAAAUACCUAUCAACUACCAAGCCCCAGCAACAAAACAAUGAUCCUGGAAUACAGGCACCAGUAUCAUCAGAUUACGUCGAGAUCUCCAUCUGGGCUUUUGAAUGCGAGGGGAAGCAACCAGACCGCUCCCAACUAAAUCAUAUCGAUUCAUCACCAGAGAAACGAGUCGCACGGAAGUAUUCACGGAAGAAAACUUCUCCGUACGAGAGUAAAAAAGGGGGCAAAGCCCUCAAAGGCAUCAGCCCCGCACCGUGCUAUCGUGCAGCCACUGUUGACAGUAACAAUGCCAAAUUCAUGAUCUCUGAGCAGGAGAAACAGAGGCUCAAAGCUAAAGGCUGA
Molecule: messenger RNA, 1020 nt
Organism: Aspergillus niger
Lineage: Eukaryota; Fungi; Ascomycota; Eurotiomycetes; Eurotiales; Aspergillaceae
Exons: 12
Coding region: 1-1020 (339 amino acids)
Source: RefSeq, a predicted model, not a curated record